This is a messenger RNA of Melanotaenia boesemani (Boeseman's rainbowfish), 5605 nucleotides long. RefSeq names its product stromal antigen 1a (gene stag1a). Gene Ontology annotation, biological process: sister chromatid cohesion. The transcript has 32 exons. The record is from RefSeq and is a predicted model, not a curated record. Lineage: Eukaryota; Metazoa; Chordata; Actinopteri; Atheriniformes; Melanotaeniidae. Gene Ontology annotation, cellular component: chromatin; nucleus; cohesin complex. Bases 316 to 4125 code for a protein of 1269 amino acids. Gene Ontology annotation, molecular function: chromatin binding.
ACCAGAUGGCGGUUUAGGAUUGCUGCUCUUCUCUGAAGGCGCGGUUCCGCUCGCACGGCCAAUUUUCAAUAUAAAUAUACGAACUAUAUUAAAACAAAAAUCGAUUGUAUAUUUCGGAAGGUGAUAAUCGAUUUGGCGAUGGUUGUUAAAGGAGCAGAGGAGAGUUAAGUGCUGGCAAGUUGACCACAGUCCAUCCGGGGCCUGUCGUCCCUGCCCUUCCAGACCUUUCCUCCCUUCAGACCUCCAUCCUGCACCUGCAUCUUCUCACCUGAAUCAAACUCACUUCUGAAAACAAAACACAGGUCAACGACCAAGAUGAUCACCUCUGAGCUUCCUGUCCUACAGGACUCCUCCAAUGAGUCUGGGGCAACAGAUGCUGUCGGCUUAAGUUUGAACAUGACUGACAUGGAUGAUCCAGAAAUUAAAGGAAAAAAGAAGAGAGGGAGGCCUGGAAAACAACCAAUGACAUCCAAUAAGAAGCCACGGAAGACACCGACAGACAAGACAACGAGCAUGAGCAGAGGGCGAGGGAAAGCAAACGGGGUGGCUCAACAUAACGGAGAUGGGGGAGACCCUGUCACUCUGUUUGAAGUGGUCAAACUGGGCAAGAGCGCUAUGCAGUCUGUGGUGGACGAUUGGAUCGAGUCGUACAAACAAGACAGAGACCUGGCACUUUUGGACCUCAUCAAUUUUUUUAUCCAGUGCUCAGGUUGCAAAGGCACUGUGAGGAUUGAGAUGUUCAGGAACAUGCAGAAUGCAGAGAUCAUCCGUAAGAUGACAGAGGAGUUUGAUGAGGACAGUGGGGAUUAUCCUCUAACCAUGCCAGGCCCAAUGUGGAAAAAGUUCCGCUACAACUUCUGCGAGUUUAUUAGUGUUUUGAUUCGCCAGUGUCAGUACAGCAUCAUCUAUGAUGAGUACAUGAUGGACACCGUGAUCUCACUCCUCACCGGACUGUCCGACUCUCAAGUGCGAGCUUUCAGACACACCUCCACAUUAGCAGCGAUGAAGCUGAUGACAGCGCUGGUAAAUGUUGCACUGAAUCUCAGCAUACACCAGGACAACACACAGAGACAGUAUGAGGCUGAAAGGAACAAAAUAGCUGGAAAACGUGCCAAUGAGAAGCUGGAACUGCUGCUUCAGAAGAGGAAGGAGCUUCAAGAGAACCAAGAUGAAAUAGAGAAUAUGAUGAACUCCAUCUUUAAGGGCAUCUUUGUGCAUCGCUACAGGGAUGCUAUUGCUGAGAUCAGAGCCAUCUGCAUUGAGGAGAUCGGUGUGUGGAUGAAGAUGUACAGCGAUGCAUUUCUUAAUGACAGUUAUCUAAAAUAUGUUGGCUGGACACUACAUGAUAGGCAAGGGGAAGUGCGUCUGAAAUGCCUGAAGGCUCUGCAGAACCUCUACACAAACCGGGAACUGUUCCCCAAACUAGAGCUUUUCACUAACCGCUUCAAGGACCGGAUUGUAUCAAUGACACUGGAUAAGGAGUAUGAUGUGGCUGUAGAGGCCAUCAGGCUGGUUACACUCAUCCUGCAGGGCAGUGAAGACGCCUUGUCCAAUGAAGACUGUGAGAACGUGUACCACCUGGUUUACUCUGCUCACCGGCCUGUCGCUGUUGCUGCUGGAGAGUUUCUUCACAGGAAGUUGUUCAGUCGACAUGAUCCGCGGGCCGAAGAAGCGCUGGCUAAGCGAAGAGGGAGGAGCAGUCCCAACGGGAAUCUCAUCCGCAUGCUGGUGCUCUUUUUUCUGGAGAGUGAGCUCCAUGAGCAUGCAGCUUACCUGGUUGACUCGCUGUGGGAAAGUUCUCAGGAGCUGCUGAAAGACUGGGAGUGCAUGACUGAACUCCUGCUGGAGGAGCCGGUGCAGGGAGAAGAGAUGUUGUCAGACAAGCAGGAAAGUGCGCUGAUCGAGCUGACGGUGUGCACCAUCCGGCAGGCAGCGGAAGCACACCCACCUGUUGGAAGAGGCACAGGCAAACGAGUGCUGACAGCGAAGGAGAGGAAGACCCAGAUAGACGAUAAGAACAAACUCACGGAGCACUUCAUCAUGGCACUGCCAAUGUUAUUGUCCAAGUACCAGGCAGACUCUGAGAAGGUAGCCAAUCUGCUGCAGAUCCCACAGUUCUUUGACCUGGACGUGUACAGCGCAGGUCGCAUGGAGAAGCACUUGGAUGCCUUACUGAAGCAGAUCCGGCUGGUGGUGGAGAAGCACAUCGAGAUAGAUGUGCUUGAGGCCUGCAGUAAGACCUACAGCAUCCUCUGUUCGGAAGAGUACACUAUCAUGAACCGUGUUGACAUCGCCCGCUCCCAGCUCAUCGAUGAGAUGACUGAUCGAUUUGCACACUCGGUUGAAGAGUUGUUACAAGAGGCUGAGGAGGCAGACGAUGAUGAUAUCUACAAUGUAUUGUCAACACUUAAGCGACUUACAGCUUUCCAUAAUGCCCAUGACUUGACACGGUGGGAUUUGUUUGGGAGCUGCUACCGGCUGCUGAAGGCGGGCAUUGAACAGGGCUCCAUGCCGGAGCAGAUUGCCGUCCAGGCCCUGCAGUGCUCCCACUACUCCAUCCUCUGGCAGCUGGUCAAAAUCACAGAGGGUGUUCCCGGCAAGGAUGACCUGGUGGCUCUCAGGAGAGUGGUCAAGUCUUUUCUUGCUGUGUGCCAGCAGUGUCUGUCCAAUGUCAACACGCCAGUGAAAGAACAGGCUUUCAUGCUUCUCUGCGACCUGCUGAUGAUCUUUAGCCACCAGCUUAUCUCUGGUGGGAGGGAGGGCCUCCAGCCACUGGUGUUCAACCCAGACAGUACUCUGCAAAAUGAGCUGCUAAAUUUUGUCCUGGACCAUGUCUUCAUCGACCAGGAUGAUGAGAGCCAGAGCAUGGAGGGAGAUGAAGAGGACGAGGCCAACAAGAUUGAGGCUCUCCACAAGAGGAGAAACCUGCUUGCAGCUUUCUGUAAACUCAUCAUCUACGACAUUGUAGACAUGCCUGCUGCGGCUGACAUCUUCAAACACUACAUGAAGUACUACAACGAUUAUGGCGACAUCAUCAAGGAAACUCUAAGUAAAACCCGACAGACAGACAAGAUUCUCUGUGCAAAGACGCUCAUCCUCAGUCUGCAGCAGCUGUUCAACGAGCUGCUGCAGGAUCAAGGUCCCAACCUGGACCGAACAUCGUCUCACGUGAGCGGCAUCAAGGAGCUGGCCCGCCGUUUCGCCCUCACUUUCGGUCUGGAUCAGAUCAAGACCAGGGAGGCUGUCGCAACGCUACACAAGGACGGAAUCGAGUUUGCAUUUAAAUACCAGAAUCCUCGAGGAUCAGAGUUUCCACCUAUUAACCUGGCCUUCCUGGAGGUCCUGAGUGAAUUCUCCUCUAAAUUAAUCCGUCAAGACAAAAAGACAGUCCACUCUUACCUGGAGAAAUUCAUGUCAGAGUCCAUGUCGGAGCGUCGGGAGGACGUGUGGUUGCCUCUGAUCUCUUACAGGAACAGUCUGUUGACAGGAGGAGAUGAGGACCACAUGUCUGUCACGUCAGGCUCCAGCAGCAAAACCGGCUCAGUCCGCAGCAAGAAGGGACGACCGCCGCUGCACAAAAAACGCAUCGAGGGUGAGCAGGCAGCGCAGAGUUUGUCAGAGGAGAGUAGUGUGGAAAGCUCGUGGAUGAUGCGAAAUGACACCUUACAGACACCAGGGGCCCUGCAGACUCCACAGCUCACCUCAACAGUCCUCCGAGAGAACAGACCAGCAGAACACAUGCCGGACCCAGACUCCGAACCGGGAUCAGAAAACGACUUUGUGCACAAUCCUCAGAUGCAGAUGUCGUGGCUCAGCCAGCAGAAGAUGGAGGAGGUGAACAGAAAGGACCGAACGAGCAUGAACUACAUCAAGUCACGCAGCAAUCAGGGCGUCCGGCAGACUGUGCGUGGGCUGAUGGAGGAUGAUGCAGAGCCCAUCUUUGAGGAUGUGAUGAUGUCAUCGCGGGGCCAGCUAGAGGACAUGAACGAGGAGUUUGAAGAUACCAUGGUGAUCGACUUGCCACCAUCAAGGAACAGACGUGAAAGAGCGGAGUUAAGACCGGACUUCUUCGACUCAGCAGCAAUGAUUGAAGAUGAGUCGGGUUUCAGCAUGCCCAUGUUCUGAUCUGGAAAGAAGAAACAUUCCUUGGAUCUGAAUAUGGGGUUUUAGGAUGUCUAACUUGGAUCACCUGCCAAUCAAACUCUUAAGAAGAAUAAACAAUGUUCAAGUACAUAUCUCUUUCUCUAAGACAUGAUGGAAGGAUGCUUGUCAAGCGGAUCUACUGAUGGAUCCCACAACAGCUGGAUCUCACCUGGAAGCGAGGAUCUGCUCGGUUGUUUCACCCAGCCUGGAGGUUCCACAAUCUACUCUGAAUUAUUCAAGAGCUUCAUCUUGCUCGUGUUCUUCCUCCUCCUUCUUUUCAGUCUGUCGGUUUAGCUCUUGUUAGUCGUGGCAGCCGGCCCAUGAGCACUUGCAGUUUUUACAGCUCCCUGUUACACAGAUGUACAGUUGUUUGGCUCUGCUCGGGGUCAGCAUCACUGAGCGGCAUGACGCUCUGUACAGUCCCAUCCCCUUUUCUUUUGGUGUUGCACUUCAAUCCUCCUGGUAAAAUCCGGCCUAGAGAGGAUGUCAGUACUAAAUGUUCUAUCUCUUUGCUCUUCUUAGCACCCACUGACCUCUUCUCUGUUUGUCACCUCCCGUAUGUGGUGUACGAUGUGUAAAGUGUUGGUGAUGAUGAUGGUUAAGUAGUGGCACAUACACACAGAUGUCAACAGCUGUCAGCCAACCUGGAGGAAAAGACAUAACUGUCUUGUGUGUGCUGUCAAAGCAGAGAACAUGUUGACUGUGAAGCUGCAUCUCCAACCAGUCUUUGACAGAACACCUCCCCACACACACACUCAGUAACGGCUUUUUAAAGUAAAAAGAAAAAGUAAAAAAAAAAACAUAUUUUCAAUCCUGUAGCUUUAGUACUAAAGUUUUAAAUCAAGUGUGUUUUUGUUUGUCUGAUGUUUGUACAGUUUUUUUCUUGAAUAUGUAUCUUGUUUGUUGCCAAAUUGUGGCCUACAUACUUAAAAGUAUAUUCCAUCCCUGUCCUCCCUUUCACCUUUAAGUCAUAUCAAGACGGUUACCAAGGAUACCAGCUUUUAGGUGCUGUAUCAUUUGAUUGUAACCAUUUCACAAUUUAAGUAUUGAAGCAGAAUAUCGUUUGUUUUUGUUUGUUUUUUUUCCAUUUUAAAGGUUCAAACAAGUCACUUACAUUUUUGCACCUGCCAACAGUGUUAAUGGAUCCAAGAGGUUAAAGAUUUGGUGUUGUCAUUGUUCAUAUCCAGUGCAGUGAUGGAUCUUUGUGUCUGACAGAUGUGUUUGAAUGUGUUUUGAAUGUUUUCAGCCAUACCUUUAUUCACCCUCUUGUUGGGGUAAUCAAUCAUUUAUAACUUUUACUCACUGGCUGGAUGGCAGUCCUGUAAAUAUCAGAGACAAUUGGAUCUUUUCUGCAGUGCAGUUGACAUCAGUUGCCCUAAAAUACUCUUAAAAGCCUGUUUUGUUUUGCCUUUUGUUUUUUUCUGUGAACUUAAAUUCUUUUUAAUAAAAUCUGUAAUCAAUA